UGUGACUUUAAUUCAUGAAUUAAUCUUUAGUCUAAACAGGCCAAGUCCUAGUCUCCAGGGCAUUUCUCCUCCAAGGGGUAUGUGUCUGAGAUUAAGUUUGUGGUCUUCGCAGCAGACAGACACUAGGGGUCAUGGUUCUCUCCUCUCACCAUUGCCAUGAUCACUCUGGGACUGCAGUGGCCACAGCAAGCUGUCACCUUUCCAGCCAUACCCCUUUCUAGCCUGUUUGCCAAUGCUGUGCUGAGGGCUCAGCACCUUCACCUCCUGGCUGCCGAGACAUACAAGGAGUUUGAACGCACCUAUAUUCCAGAGGACCAAAGACACACAAACAAGAAUUCCCAGGUAGCAUUUUGUUACUCGGAAACCUUCCCUGCUCCCAUGAAGAAGGAUGAUGUUCAGCAGAAAUCAGACACAGGUCUGGGUGGUGCUCUUCAGCCUGAAAACUUUGUGUCUGCUGAAGCUGUAGGAGUGGUGGCACAUUUCCAAGACAUUGAGCUUCUUCAGUUUUCCCUGGUUCUCAUCCAGUCCUGGCUGACCCUGGUGCAGUACCUAAGCAAGAUGUUCACGAACAAUCUGGUUUUUGGCACCUCAGACAGAGUGUAUGAAAAACUAAAGGACCUGGAAGAAGGGAUCCAAGCUCUGAUGAGGCUGGUGACCACAGCAAGGCAGGAGGAGAGUGCAGCUCUCAGCUCCAGAUGUACAUGGCUUGGGUCUGGGUUAGAGCUUUGUUUUCUGGCAAAGUGGGAGAAAAGAGAGAAUUAUUUGCCCGGUUCCAUCUCCUUGACUGGAAGAGGAUCUGCAGGACCGAAGCUUCUGGGGUCCCCAGAUCCUCAAAGCUACUUACGAGAAAUUUGACAUCCACCUGCGCAGUGAGGACGCACUACUGCAGAACUAUGGCUUGCUCUCCUGCUUCAAGAAGGACCUGCACAAAGUGGAGACUUACCUGAAA
Molecule: messenger RNA, 949 nt
Organism: Vidua macroura (Pin-tailed whydah)
Lineage: Eukaryota; Metazoa; Chordata; Aves; Passeriformes; Viduidae
Product: somatotropin-like
Exons: 7
Coding region: 157-855 (232 amino acids)
Biological process (GO): response to nutrient levels; growth hormone receptor signaling pathway; positive regulation of receptor signaling pathway via JAK-STAT
Cellular component (GO): extracellular region
Molecular function (GO): hormone activity; growth hormone receptor binding
Source: RefSeq, a predicted model, not a curated record